AUGGAGUCCUUAUCCCAACGUGACUCGCAUGGGUUCCGUUCCCGCCGUUCUCACACAUCAUUACAACACAUCUCUCUGGCACCACUAAGUUCCCGGUUCCCACUAGACGAUGAUGACGAGGAUGGAGGUUACUUCUCUGUUAAUCAUGGUGGUGCAGAAAUGGACCCUGAUCACAGUGCAUAUCAACCUCAUACCAUGACCAGCUCUUACCUCUCCAGCAUCUCAGUACCCGCCACUCCUUCUCUUCUUUCUCAGUCACGAAAUGUUUCUCAAAUGAAUCUUACCAAGAAGAAGAGAACACCUCAAGGGGCGCCGAUGAGUGAAUCACACUUGGAUGCACUUGAUGUUGCGGGGCCACUCCAUCAUCAACAGCCACGUCGUCACCAGCGGACCAAAAGCCAUAACCCACGGAGCAGAAAGAAUGGAGCAAGUGGAACAACCACCCCACGGAUUCAAGAUAACGAGUGGCUAUUAAGGACUGGUUUAGCUCUGGCAUCAUCAACCCGUGAAGAAAAGGGCCAGUCAUGGCUGGUCAAGCGGGAAAGCUCGACGAGUCUUGUUUCACAUAGUGAAGACGGACCGAAGAACGGUAGCCGUGCUAGACACGACUUCCAAGGACGUCGGUCAGGCCUAUCUACUCCAGUAGUCCGGUCAAGAAGGGGCUCAAGUUCCCAUGCUGCAAGCAAACGGUCGAGUCGAGUUGAUCUCGCCAUGACACCAUCUUACUCUACCAGCCAUCAUAUCCAUUCUGGUGCCGUAACACCACGGUCUAGAGAUAUUCCAGGACUUGUGCCCGACUUUUUGGAUCAGUCCAUAAGAGAAGAAUUGGCCGCCUUACAAACCCGCUCUCCCGAGCAAGGGAGUGGCGCAAAUCACGACCUGAUAGAGCCUGAUUCAAUAUCGCUGUACCAGGAGUAUCGAGAUUACGAGUAUGAUUCUGACUCAAAUGAGGAUGACUCUGAGGAUGAGGAAAUCAGCGAAGCUGAAGUGCACCGUCUUACCCUCGAGCGUGGUUUCGGGUUAGGCUCCUGGAUAGAUAGGUUGGUUGAAUGGACGGUAUUUGGCACAGAAGACGAAUCAUUACAACCACCUACCCUAGGUAGUUCACACUGGCGAGGCCAGCAGGUCAACUUCAACCUUGAAGGCGAUGCACAGGCAGGCAGUGAGAUGGAUCCAACAGACAAGGUGGAGACCGCGUCUGAUGCAGGAAGCGAGAGAAGCUAUGGCACGGAUGUUGACCACGAGACUCUAUCGACUGCUAUGAGGAUAACUCCAGCGGAUUCACAAGGUGGUUGGGCAAAUGAUGUUAAAUGGUUAUUACGUGCUGCUGGGAAUGCUGUGUUAUGA
Molecule: messenger RNA, 1347 nt
Organism: Arthroderma uncinatum
Lineage: Eukaryota; Fungi; Ascomycota; Eurotiomycetes; Onygenales; Arthrodermataceae
Exons: 2
Coding region: 1-1347 (448 amino acids)
Source: RefSeq, a predicted model, not a curated record